Aspergillus ibericus CBS 121593 is the source of this 996-nucleotide messenger RNA. RefSeq lists its product as uncharacterized. The coding region runs from base 1 to 996 and encodes 331 amino acids. The record is from RefSeq and is a predicted model, not a curated record. The transcript is spliced from 2 exons. Lineage: Eukaryota; Fungi; Ascomycota; Eurotiomycetes; Eurotiales; Aspergillaceae.
AUGGCCAACCCCGGCAUCCUCCACCAAUACGCCCCCGGGCUCGUCGCCUUCGAAUUCACCACCCCCAACACAACCCCCCACUCCGCCAACGCCCUCCUCUUCGUCGGCGGGUUGACCGACGGCCUCCUCACCGUCCCCUACGUGCAAACCCUCGCCUCAAAUCUCACCUCCGACCCCACCAACACCUGGAGCAUCUUCAACGUGCUCCUCACAACCUCCUACCAGGGUUGGGGCGUGAACAGUCUCGACCGCGACGUCGAAGAAAUCGCACAAUGCGUCAACUACGUCCGAAAACUCAAAGGGCCUAACGCCAAGAUCGUCAUCAUGGGCCACUCCACCGGCUCCCAAGACGUCCUGCACUACCUCUCCGCUUCCAACCCAGUAGCCUACAACCCUGACGUCAAUGGCCUCAAGUACAUCACCCGGCCCCGCGUCGACGGCGCUAUCAUGCAAGCGCCCAUGUCCGAUCGCCAGGGUCUGCAGCUAGCGUUGACGAAUGCGGAGACGAUAGGCGCGUACGAGCAGCUGGUGAGCAUGGCGCGGAUUACGGAACCCAGGACACUCUUGCCGUUGAAUUUGACCGGCACGGUGGGAUUUGAUCCCGAGACGCCGAUGAAUGCGUGGCGGUUUUUGAGUCUCGCGAGUCCGGAUAGUCCGCAGCAUCCGCGCCAGGAUGAUUUGUUCAGUUCGGAUUUGUCGGAUCAGAGAUUGUUGGAGACGUUUGGGGUGGUCGGGGAACGAGGGUUAUUGGGGUAUCGGUUGAUGACGCUGUAUUCGGGGAAUGAUGAGUAUGCGACGCCGGAGUUGGAUAUGCCGUUGAUGUUGAAGCGGUGGGAGAAUGCGACGAAUACGGGGGCGGGCGAGAUCAAGUGGGAUGCGCAGGGGAGUGCGGUGAUUCCGGGGGCGACGCAUAAUGUGCAGGAUGUUGGACAGGCGGAAUUGGUGGAGCGAGUGAGGGGAUACUUGGGGCGGUGCGAGCAAACAAAUAAAACAUGA